Molecule: messenger RNA, 5111 nt
Organism: Odontomachus brunneus
Lineage: Eukaryota; Metazoa; Arthropoda; Insecta; Hymenoptera; Formicidae
Product: cell wall protein PRY3-like
Exons: 5
Coding region: 422-1558 (378 amino acids)
Cellular component (GO): extracellular region
Source: RefSeq, a predicted model, not a curated record
AUUCCAUGACCUAAUUAUACAAUUCAUAUAUCGUUUAAAGUUAUUUUGUUAGUGAAUAAUUUGACAGCAAACUAUAUAUAUAAGUGUACAUCGUAUCAGCACACAGUUAAUUUAAAAUUAAGAUACCGACUGAUACCGUCGACGCGUUGCUAAGAACAUCAACCGUUGUAAGCUUAUCGACCUUUGUCUGUACCAUUCCAUGAUCAUCGCCGUGUUCACCCAUGCGGCGUUCUUCAGCGUUCAUCAGUAGAGAAGGGCGCGUGUGCGCUUUUUGCGGUGAACUUAACGCGCAUACGUCCGCAGUGGCCGCGAGGCCCCGAAGCGCGCGAGAGAGGUACGGUGCAGUCAGUGUGCGCUCGGUCUGGCUUGAGCGUGGUCGAUCUCGAAGAGACGAAAGCGCGAGGCUCGCCGCCUGCCCGCGAUGAUGGAGCUGCGCGAGGUGAACCGCGCGUACGGCACUGCGGAGGAGACGACGGAGCUCCUGCCGCAGCGCGACAACGCCGAGUACGAGAGCUACUUCAUCAAGUACGCGAUGCAGAAGGAGAUGAUCAAUCGCAACCGAUGCCCCGUGAGCCGACGAUUGCUCAGCCAGGCCACUCAUUCGGACUACAAUUUUCCCAAUAGCAAUCACGUCAAGGAUUCACCAUGUGCCGGGAUCAGCAUGAUCCACACGUCGAGCGCAAACUGGCCGCCUUCCAGAAAGCGCGAAGAAGCGACAGCUUUAGAGAAUCUUAGGAAAAGGGUAGAACAGAGCAAAUUGUACAAGGCGGACAGGAUCGUCGAUUCGGUGAUGUCCACCGCAUCCUCGCUGAAUUACGAGCAGACUCAACAACAGCUAGACAAUCGACCGAAACUCCUGAAAAAGAUACUUAGCAACCGACCGAUGAGUAUCACGCACGAUAGGAGCGACUUGGAGACCGACUGGCGUGACAGCGAAUUUAUCACCGAGUGCCUUUGCUGGCACAACGUUUAUCGGCAACGGCACAACGCACCUCCGUUGACCAUGUCACCUCAGUUGUGCGAGUACGCCCAAACGUGGGCGAAUCACCUGGCGCACACGAACACGUUCUACUACAGGAACGACCGGAACGUGGGUCAUAAUCUGUAUUGUCGUCCUGGCGGUGCCGUUCCCGGCGACGUCACGGGACAGGAAGUCGCGUCUUACUGGUACUCCGCCGUGAGGCAGUAUGAUUUUCUCAAGGAGCCAGACGUUCUCCAUGCUAACGUAAACGCAGGUCACUUCACGCAGCUGAUAUGGGCGAGUAGCCGCUACUUCGGAGUCGGUAAGGCGCGCAGCCGCAGCGGCAAACUAAUCGUCGUGGCGAACUACGAGCCAGUAGGCAACGUGUCCGGCCUGUUCCAGAACAACGUACUUCCACCGUUGCCGGAGAAUAUGAACAUGGUGCUAUCGCCGCCGACUGUGCGGGUACCGCGAGGACAAUACGAGCUGCUAAGAUCGGCGGCGACGACGGCGCCGUUAUCGCCGCCGUUGCCGCCUCCGUUGUCGGACACUGCGUCCACCGGCAGUGACACCAUGUCCGUCAGCUCUGGCCAAUAAUACGACAGCCGUGCGAAAUGCCUUUUCUGUAUCUGCGCGCGAUGGGCCGGACGCUGAGACCGACGAGACUUCCGGCACGCGCUUGCCGACCCGUCGUGCCGCGAUUUAAAGACUUCGGAUGCGAAACACGAUGACCGAUAUCUUUGCAAAAAGGGAAUUUAGGACGGCCGUAAGCUUGCAUGAAAUGCGUCGCGGAAAUGUCUCGGAGGUGUCGUGUCUUCAGUGAACAGCGAGCGGAAGAGAGACUCCCUCGAGCGUUUCCGCACGAGUUUUCUGAAAAGUUCCUGCGGAAAUUCUGGCGACGUGCGCGUGGGUGUGCUCGCUUAAAACAGAUUUCGUGAAAGUUCAGUCGACUGUCACACCUCUGUGUGCGACAGCUUUCAUUAAACUUUCCGCAGUUUAAUGCACUUGAGUUUGUGCUAAAGUUCAACUGUCUUUCUUUAUUGAAUCCGUGGAACUAAAUGUAGUUCACUGUGUUUAUUAUAGUCCUGUUUGAUUGAAUACGAGCGCGUUGGAAAUAUCUUUGGUAUUAUCUUUACCCCAUUUAUCACGGUUACCUCGAUGAACUAUAUGUGAUUUCUGCAGAAAUGUCGGUCACCAGGUUUUACUGCCCUCAACUACCGCUUGCAAAAGCAGUGAUAAUCAAAUGUACACCGAGCUUUGUCAACGAUUGGUAGCUGGUAGUACAUAAUACGACUAGAUCUCGAGCAGUACAAUCCGCGAUGUGGUUAUUGACAGUGGCGUAACUGAUCGUUCGUUUAUGGACUCCGCGCGAGAAUGAGAAGAGAUUUGCCAUAACGCCAUGAUAUUUUCAGGCAAAAUGUCUAAAAAAUAAGGACAGAUAGACAAAAUUUAGUACAAAUGUGGAAAUUGAAGAGAUAUUUCACAAGAAAGCGAUUAUACAAUCAAAAUUCUUGAAUUCAGCAUUAAAAUAAUAUGGCUAGUAAAAUAUUGGGAUAGCUUGCUGAAAUUCAUUACAUCCUUCGAUGAGGCUUCCAGUUAGAUUUCCGUAGCAGAGUCACAAUGUCUCAGAGUUGCGCCACUGUCCAUAUAGAUAAUAGAAGCUCAAAUUUAGAAUCGCCGUACUUAUUUCCUGUUUGGAAAACAAAAGAAAAAAAAAGAAAGAGAAAAAAAAUAAUGUUAGGAACGAUCGAACGGCAACCGUAGAAUUCGUCUUCAAGUUCCAAUGAGUUCAUUCGCUGAGAUAAUUUGUCGUACAUCGCGUGCAAAGUGAAAGCUGAGAUUGUUCAGAACACCAAAAGUUAUACGCGCCUAUUUUGUAUAUCGGUUUAGAGUCGGCGCUCACAUUUAAGAGACUCGUAGUUAUAGCUAUAUAAGAUACAGCUGUAUGAUAUAGUUCGAGGAGCCUAAAGUGACGAAUCGCGCCUAGCAAGGAGGAUAGGAUACUUUGCACACACCUUUCCGUCCUGUUAUACUAAAAUCAAUGGUUUACGAAAUGGACAAAUGAAUUUCUUAGCGUUUUAGUGUUAAUGAACGUUCCUACCGAGUGAGAUGAGGGUUAGUGUGUUCAUUGGAAAUUAAUCUGAAAAAAUAAGAACUCGUAGUUCCUCGAAAAUCAAGAAUCUCACGGAAUGUAUUCGCGUAUCACAAUAAAUUCCUCAGUGUCAAGUAGUCCUUGACGCGGGAGGUUUAAAAAGAUUCGACAAAAAUCGAAGAUCGGGGGCUUCGAGAAUCCGCGCGGGGCGUCAGGGAUCUGCGAAGCCAGCCAAUACUCUGUGACUGAAGAGAAACUCAUCGUGUUGAAAUUCAAGCUAGGACGCACGUGCGAAUAUAAAUCGAGAGAGAAAACAUGAACAUUAAGCGGAAAUUCUCGCGAGCGUAACUACAAUCAGAGCGUAUUAUCGCGAUCGACUCUAAGCUGCUCAGAAGAACUCGCCGGGUGUUACGUCGAAAGUGACAUCACAACGGACACUUCUCGCUUUCAACGUAAAAUAUGAACACAAAUAAGUGUACCAUAUGUCCGACGUCUGCCAGAGACUGUUUGAUAAUUAUUACAGACACACGUAGAAAGACGACUAGCUAUCUUUUAUUUUUUAAUUUAACUAUUCACAACGAACACACAGCGAUCCGGGAAAAGUCUUUAGAUCGAUUCAAUAUCAUCAGACAUUGGUAGUUGCUUCGAGCGUUGUCGCAGCUAAUUUUAGCGUGCUAAAAUAAUCAACGAGAGAUGACAUGAUGGUCGUGUAAGAUAGUCGUUUUUUCUUCGCGUACGGCGAAAUUAUUUAUAAAAUAACGUCGAUCAUUAAAUGGUGAUCUCUCAGGUACGCAACUUAUCGCGAGGCGAUUCUACGUAGUAGAAGCAAAUUUACGGCGGUUUUUGUGAUUCGAUCCUGUUGGCUCUCGACUUGUUUAGGCAGAUUCGGGAGAUAAAUUGUUAUAUACACAAAGAUAAAACUUAUUUUCCAAUAGUGUGUCGUUGUAGAAGAGAAAGCAUUAUUUCUCGCGUAGUCGCCUAGUGAUAUACUAUUUUAAAUGUGAGAUUGUUAACGCAAAAGGCGACGUAUGAAGCAUAAGAUUCAGGAGAGGAAACAUAUUUCAACUAUUUACGCUAGAUCUUCGCUUAUGCGCGAUCUUAUAUAAUGUUGCGUAAAACAAUAAAAUCGUUGACUAGUCGAUCGCGUGUUAAAAAGUGUCGCAGGGAACGAUUUGUUUCGAUCGAAUUAAUUAGCGAAAUUGUGCUUUAUGUAAUGUAAUGCGAAAUUCGCCUCUGCUCACGGCGCAAACCAACGUGCAUGUUCCGCGAUGUUGAUAAUAAUAUUCAGCGUAGCGUACAGGAUUAAAUAAUAAUAAGCUCGAUGUGAUAAAAUAAUUAAGAGGCUUUCGUUGAUUUAAGAAAGUUUCGAUCAAAUCAUGGUUAUACAGAGGGCCGACGGGAUCGAAACGUUGUUGGUCGCUUUUGAUUUUUCUAUUCAAUUCGUGCAGACUGUUGAAGAAUCCCGCGAACGGUAUUAAAAAGGAGAAAGGAGUAUUAAACGCGUAUAUAGCAGCAGUGCUGCAUAAUCGACAGCUCACCUGUUGACAAUCGAUACUGAGACGUCGUUUCAUUUACACACACAUAUACCGUAGAGAGACACUAAUAUUAAUUUCAACUACUGACAAAUCUCCGGACAAAUCCGAGAUCGAUUUCCUUUCGGCGAGGUUUUGACGAGAAAUUUCAUCGAGAUUUUUAAUUUAAGUACUUAAACAAUUAUACCUACGAUGCAGUUACUUUGAACUUCCACGUAUCAACAAUUUUUGACGUAUCGACGAUACGACACUUUGUACAGCCAUAUAGAACAUCGAUCUGCCAGAAGAAGCUCAUGUAGUUUAUUGCUAGCUUUGGUAAUGUUAAAUCUCGAAUAAAAGCUUAAUUUACACAUUAUUGACUCAUAGGCGUAGAUGUAAAAACACAUCGAAAAUUAAAAGUGGAACGACGUUAAUGUAUUCGUCAUUGUUAAAACGCAGGACAUAGCCUUAACGUGUGAAUUAAAUGCAUCGCAAUCCAACGUGUUUUAUAAUGAUGAAUGUUAAUAAAAUUAUCUCUUUGCAGAAA